CCGCGAAAGAAAGGAAGAUAGAAUUGGAAGUCCGGUGAUGGCUAUGGUUCCUCUGCCCUCGUCCCUCUUCGCUUGGCCCAAAGUUUACCAUGGAAAAACCGCUAUUCGGGUUUCGUGUUUCUCAAACAGUACAUCAGAACCUAUUGAAGCAAGAAAGCCCAAGGUGUUUGAUAAUCUGUUCCUUAGUUUAUUCCGGAACAAAAUGGUCCAGGAGACAGGAUGGGACUCCGAAAAGCCAGGGUACCAGGGUCUAAUUGAAGUGGCGCAUCGUCUGACGGUUGGUCAAGACAAUUCCAAAACUAGAGACGCCGCGGUUCGUAUAUUGAAAUCAUUAUUUCCUCCUUUGUUGUUGGAGCUCUACCGGAUGCUUGUUGCACCUAUACAUAGUGGUAAAUUUGCAGCCUUGAUGGUCGCAAGGGUGACUGCAUUAUCUUGCCAAUGGCUUAUGGGUCCAUGUGCUGUUAAUUCCGUAGAUCUUCCAAAUGGUUCCUCAUUGAUGAGUGGGGUUUUUGUGGAGAAAUGCAAGUAUUUGGAAGAGAGCAAAUGUGUGGGUGUAUGUAUUAAUACAUGUAAACUCCCUACACAGACUUUCUUCAAGGAUCACAUGGGAGUUCCAUUGCUGAUGGAGCCAAACUUCACGGACUAUAGCUGUCAGUUUAAAUUUGGGAUUCUUCCUCCUCAGCAAGAAGUUGAUGACGCUCUUAAAGAGCCAUGCUUAGAGAUAUGCCCCAGUUCUGUUCGUCGAAAAGAAAUGAACCACAACAUUCCAGCACACAAGUGUCCAAAAGCAUGAAAUCUGGUCAUUCUGUUAAUCUCUUAAUUAUCCUGCCAUUAUAAUACUAUCUUGGGGUCCAUAGUUUGUCUUUCACACGUAGGGGCCCAUUUGGACCUGUGAUAUGAUCGCAUUGUUAUGAAGUUGAAUUUUUGUUUGGACAUGCAAUUUGCAUUUCUUAAGAUUAUUCUUUUCAUGAACAUGAAAUCCUCACAAGUUGUGAAAAUUAUGAACUUUGUUCGGUUUCUUGUACAAUUUUGCCAAAUGAGUAUCAAUACUGUCAGGUACCACUUUGAUAAAUUGUAUAUCUUUGUAUUCCUUUUAUUAAUUUAAGUUUUAAAUACACAUAGUUUUAGUUAUUUUUUAUUAGUCAUUUUACAUGGUACGAAUAAUUACUUCAUCUAGAGCAUAAGUGCUUUAUUUCUUUUGCAAAAUUUAAAAUGUUCGAAUUUUUUUCUACAAAAUAUAACCUUAUUUCUUUUCCGUAUAUAUCAUUUUUUAUUAAAAAAAGGACAACACAAUUAUGCAUUUGGUUGAUGAGGAGAAAACUCCGGUAUAGUAGAAAAUAGAAGCCUUUGGUUGUCCUAAUAAUAAUGUGUUAAUUUGAAUGAUUUAUUGUGGUGACAAAUGUUGCCAAGAAAACAGAAAUGUUCCUCCUAUAUAGAGCAUAAGAAGUGUGGUAGUUAUACCCAAAAUCUUUUUUUCCCAUAACUCACCCUGCAUUUUGCAGGGAGGGCUAGGGCAAAUUAAUUAAUACGUAUCAAAGAAUGACGGAAGGCGUGGUCGCCAUCAAGGACAACAGAAAUGACGAUCAGAAUAAGAAGAAGGCGAAGACGCCAGGCGUUUUCGGCUUCUUCAAAGCUGCAAUGUUCGUAUUGCGCCAUCGUACAAAAGGAAAGCAGAAAGCUGCUCAGGUAAUAACCCAACAGGGAGAUUGGAAGAAGCUGGUGGGUUCUAUGCGCCCUUUGCAUCUGCAGGACAAUAAUAAUAAUAAUAAUAAUACAUUAUAUUGUGCCACGUCACCCUCUGCAGCGAGCCAGUACGCUUCCGCUGACGAUCUCAAAUCACUAGAUCAGUUGGAUACCAUGAGCCAAUACGCUUCAGCAAACGAUCUGAAAUCACUAGAUGCCCUGGCCUCAGCCUCAUCGGGGACCAUGAGCCAGUAUGCUUCCGCAAACAAUCUCCAAGACCUCGACGAACAGGAGGAAGAGGAAGAUGAUCCUGACAAAGUCUUCGAUGCUAUUGGCGCUGACGACAUGAUCGAUGCCAAGGCCGAACUCUUCAUCCUUCAUUUUUACCAACAAACGAGGCGUCAAAACGUUGAUUCAAUCAGCGGCCAAUUCCAUUAAUUGCAAGGUCAACAUUACGUAAUAAAUAAGGCUACGGCUAGAUAGCCCCUAAUUGUCUAGCUAAUUAUAUAGUAUAUGAUGGAUGAGAAGUACAUACCUACUCCACAUUGAUGAUGAAGCUAACCUAUAUACUGUAUUUAUAACAAGACAAGGGGAACAUAACAAUCAUAAUAAUCUAGCCA
Messenger RNA from Solanum tuberosum (potato), 2303 nucleotides. RefSeq names its product beta-carotene isomerase D27, chloroplastic. The transcript is spliced from 8 exons. Gene Ontology annotation, molecular function: iron ion binding. The record is from RefSeq and is a predicted model, not a curated record. The coding region runs from base 38 to 793 and encodes 251 amino acids. Lineage: Eukaryota; Viridiplantae; Streptophyta; Magnoliopsida; Solanales; Solanaceae.